Molecule: messenger RNA, 6787 nt
Organism: Scophthalmus maximus (turbot)
Lineage: Eukaryota; Metazoa; Chordata; Actinopteri; Pleuronectiformes; Scophthalmidae
Gene: ubr1
Product: ubiquitin protein ligase E3 component n-recognin 1
Exons: 47
Coding region: 227-5491 (1754 amino acids)
Biological process (GO): protein ubiquitination; ubiquitin-dependent protein catabolic process via the N-end rule pathway
Cellular component (GO): cytoplasm; ubiquitin ligase complex
Molecular function (GO): ubiquitin protein ligase activity; zinc ion binding
Source: RefSeq, a predicted model, not a curated record
UUUACAACAUGUCUAUUUUGCUUAGAGACAUAUCACUAAUAUUAAAAAAAAAUAAAACAGUCUGUUUUAAGGAAAGAGUAAAUGCCAGGUUUGAUCAACAAAAUAAAUCGCGAGUGUUAAAGCAUCCCCGAAUAUGUCCAGCUGUUGUGGUCUAAAAGCGUCGCAAAAGGUUUCGAGUACAAGGGGAACAGUCUGCUAACGACACUUCUUUUACGGCAAACGGAAUAUGGCGGAGGGAGAGAAAUCCCCAGACGGACUGGACCUCAGCAAGGAAUGGCUGCAGGCUGCGGACAGCAGGGCGGAGCUGCUCCUCUACCUGAAGGAGCAGGUGCCUCAGAUCUUCUGCUUGAAGAAGGAGUCAAGCCCCCAAGAGAGAGAGGAGAUCAUGCAGAGCCUACUCUUCCACCCCCUAGAGUGUUUCUUGUUUGGAGAGGAUCCUCAGGAGGGUCUGGAGAAGCUCAAGCAGGGAAGCACCUCCUCCCAGCUCUGUGGACGCGUCUUCAAAGAGGGCGAGACAGUCUACUCCUGCAGGGAUUGUGCAAUAGAUCCCACUUGUGUUCUGUGCAUGGAUUGCUUCCAGGACAGUGUGCACAAAAGCCAUCGUUACAAGAUGCAUGCGUCAUCAGGCGGGGGGUUCUGUGACUGCGGGGAUGUGGAGGCCUGGAAGAUCGGCCCCUGUUGCUCCAAACACGACCCAGGGGCAGCCACUGCCAUGGUUACGGAUGAGUGUGUUUUGGAGCCUGAGUUAUAUGAGCGCGCUGAGAAGCUGUUCCGGGUUCUUCUGCACUACCUCACGGAUUUCUUGGUGUGGGAGGAGAACUUUGAGCUAUCAGCCGAACUCCAGCCCCGACAAAAAGACAAUGCGUACUACUGUGUACUGUACAAUGAUGAGCACCACUCGUACGACCAUGUCAUCUACACCCUGCAGCGUUCUGUUAACUGUGAUCAGACUGAAGCACAGACGCACACACAACUCAUUGAUAAGGAGGGUCGGCGUGCAGUGAAAAGAGGAACCCUUCGUUCCUGUCAACAAGCAAAAGACCUUAUCAGGUCCAACUCGGAACACAUUUCCCUGCAGCCACUGCGUGUGGAGAUCCUCCACGCCGCCAUAAUGGCUCAUCAGACGUUUGCUCUGCGUCUCGGCUCCUGGUUCCAAAAGAUCAUCAGUUACUCAGCUGGGUUCAGGCAGGCCUUCUGUCAGGUGGCACUAGAGCCAGGCACAGAUGGAGACCGUCCUUGUCUCAUCAGCAGACUCAUGCUGCACGACGCCAGGAUGUACAAAGGAGCUCGCAAGAUAGUACACGAGCUGAUCUUCUGUAGCAUGCUAUUGGAGACAGAGUUCAAGAGGCAAUUUGCGUUUGAGUUUACAAAGCACUUUAAGCAGCUGCAGAAGGACUUUAUCCAUGAUGACCAUGAUAGGAGUAUAUCCAUCACCGCUCUGUCUGUUCAGAUCUUCACUGUACCCACGCUGGCCAGACAGCUGAUUGAAGAGGGCAACGUCAUAAAGGUGGUAGUUGAUACAGUUAUGGAAUUGCUGCGUGAACAUCUGGAUGACAACAAUCGUUUCUUCUUCCUGGGCUACAACUCAGACAAGUUCUCACGCAUCCAGGUCAUCUUCCACGACCUCAGAUAUAUCCUGAUCAGUAAACCCUCAACAUGGACUGACGAGCUGCGGAGACAGUUCCUCGAGGGGUUCAAAGUUUUUCUUGGGUUUCUCAAAUGCAUGCAGGGUAUGGAGGAGGUGAAGCGCCAGUUUGGACAACACAUUGCAGUAGAGCCAGAGUGGGAAGCUGGAUUUUCUCUUCAGAUCCAGCUCCGUCACAUUCUUGCCAUGUUUCAAGACUGGUGUUCCUCUGAUCCCGAGAUCUUGCUGCUUGCAUUUAAAGAGUGCCACAAAGACCUGAUGCAGUGCAAUCACCAGCCUUUCCGCAGGGAGGCCAUUGACUUCUACAUGUGCAAGCACAUCCUCCAUGUCCGCCCGUACAAAGUGUCUCAAGAGCCGGUCAGCAUACAUCUGCCCAUCUCCAGGCUGCUGGCUGGCUUGUAUGUACUUCUGUGCAAAACAGGAGCAAUUGGACAUCUGGACAAUCCUGAGAUUUAUGACUAUACCCAGCUGGUGGAACAUCCUCUGCGCUGUGUGGUGCUGGCUGCUCAGGUCUCAGCAGAGAUGUGGCGGAGAAACGGACUCUCACUGGUCAGCCAGGUCUACUACUACCAGGAUGUAAAAUGCAGGGAUGAGAUGUACGACAAGGACAUUCUCAUGCUUCAGAUAGCUGCUUCCAAGAUGGACCCCAACCACUUCCUCAUGCUGAUCUUGUUGAGAUUCGAGCUCUUUGAUUAUUUUAAUGGAAGCUGUUCAAGCAAAGACCAGGACGAAUUGAUACAGUGGAAUCGAUUGACGGAGGAGAUGUUGUACCUGCUGAUCGUCAUCGUUGGUGAGCGCUAUGUCCCUGGGAUCAGUCAGGUGACCAGAGAGGAUGUGACGAUGAGGGAGGUUGUCCACCUGUUGUGCAUUGAGCCCAUGGCUCAUAGUAGCCUGGUCAAAGGGCUGCCAGAGAAUGAAAGCCAUGAAACAGGCCUGGAGACGGUAAUCUCCAAAGUGGCCACCUUCAAAAAACCAGGCGUAUCAGGACACGGAUUAUAUGAAGUAAAAAAAGAGCUUCAGGUAGAAUUCAACCCUUUCUACUACCAUUAUUCAAGAUCCCAGCAUAGCAAGGCAGAAGAAUCUCAAAAGAAAAGGAGAACUCAUGAGGGGAAUGAUAAAGCUCUUCGUCCCCCGCUGCCCCCAGCCUUCUGCCCGGCCUUCUCCAACAUAGUGCGUCUGCUCUGCUGUGACAUUAUCGUCCACAUCCUAAGGCGCGUCCUGCAGAGAGCCGCAGAGGAACGGGCGACUCACUGGACAGAAGCCAUGAUCCAGAGGGCCCUGCAUGUGAUUGGUCAGGCAUUGCUGGAAGAGAAAUCACAGCUUGAGGACAGCACUGUGGAGGAAGUGACCUUUGAUUUCAGCCUAAAGGCUCGCAGAAUUGGUUCAGAACAUGGCAAGUCCAUGUUCCUCUUGUUGGCCAAGAUUAAGGCUCUUCCUUCCCUUGAAGCUCAGAAAGACAUGGUCAAAUGGGUUCUACAGAUGUUUGAGAUUGUCAAGUGCCUUAGAGAGAAGUCCAGUCCAACAGCUUCCAUGAGUGUGGAGACGACCAAGCCAGAGGAGGUAACAAAAAUCAAUAGCGUUCAGGACAAGGAGAAAGCUGAGCGGAAAAGGAAGGCGGAGGCAGCCAAACUCCACCGUCAGAAGAUCAUGGCCCAAAUGUCAGCAAUGCAGAAGAACUUCAUUGAGUCCAACAAGAUGCUGUACGACAACAUGCCUGACAGUGGGAUGCAGGGAGAGCCUGUCACAAUCGCUGAUAGUUUGGGUUCCGGUAAUUCCUCUAGCUGUCCCAUGGAGCAGAGGGAGCUGUGCGUAGCCAUCGGGCCCCAACGAGGGUCGACCCCAGCGGAGAGGGAGCUACUGACCUGCAUUCUUUGUCAGGAGGAGCAGGAAGUGGUGGCUCAGGGGUCGGCCAUGGUCCUGACUGCGUGUGUCCAGAGGUCCACGGUGCUGACACAGUGCAGAGGAAAGAUACUGACCAACAGAGCAGACGGGUCGGGGACAUCGUAUCCUCGGUUCAUGCUUCCUGAUCUGGCGGUGGGGACCCACACUGGCAGCUGUGGGCAUGUCAUGCAUGCCACAUGUUGGCAGAAAUAUUUUGAGGCAGUUCAGAAUACAACCAGGAACCGUCUCCACACUGAGCUGAUCAUUGACCUGGAGAACGGCGAGUACCUGUGUCCCCUGUGCAAGUCUCUGUGCAAUACCGUUGUUCCCCUCAUCCCGUUGGAAUCACUAACAUUUAACUAUGAGAACGCAGAAAUAAUUGGACAGCAUUUGACCAUGCCUCGCUGGAUCCAGAUCAUCUCUGCCAGGAUCAAAGGACUGAAGUCAUUCACUCAGGAUAAUGAUUGCAGCGCAGAGGGAAAUAGUGCUGAAGGGGAAACGGGGCUGUGUGGACAGGGCCAGCCGGACUUCAGAUCCAUUCUCAGCUAUGGAGUACAAGAACCGAGAAAGUUCUCGGACAGCAUAGCGCAGAUGCUCGUUGUGUGCGCCACCACGGUCCACCGGGUGGGAUUGCAGACGGCGCCCAAUGAGCUGUGUCCUCGUGUGCCCCUUAUGGCCUGGAAUACAUGUGCCUUCACUAUUCAGGCCAUUGAUAACGUUUUGCAGGAAGAGGAGAAAUCGCUCUUUGGGUCCUUACAAAACAGACAGCUUGCCGGUCUGAAAGCAAUAGUUCAGUUUUCAGCAUCCCAGAGACUUAAGAGCUCUCAGACUGUAAUCCAAAGGCACUUCACAGACAUGCUGGGGGUAUUGCUGCCGGUUCUGAGUAGAAAUAACACCCCAUCCCUUCUCGAGGUGGACUUCUUCCAUCUGCUGGUGGGGUUGGUGUUGUCUAUACCCUCACUGUACCAGGAGGAGGCAGUAGACUUACAGCCGUCUGCCGUCAGCUCUGCCUACAACCACCUGCACAUCCUGCAUCUGGUCACCAUGGCGCACAUUACACAGAUCCUCCUGUCCUCUACAGAUUUCAACCUUGUGGCGGGUGGAGAGGAGACGGAGGAGGUGAGGGCAGCAGCAGAGCUGCACAGUGCAGUGUCACAACACACUGGGAGGCUGGUUCCAGAUGUGUCUGGUAGCUCUGUCGCAGAAAGAGUGAAGAGAGGAAUUGAACCUUUCCUGCGCUGUGCUGCUCUGUUCUUCAAUUGCCUUACGGGAGUACAUCCUCCAGAGGAACUCUUAAGUACUUCUGUUACCUCCCAAGGACAGAUGGAGGCACUAUGCAAUUAUCUGGCACUACCCUCCAAUGUGUUCCAGCUCUUCCAGGAGCACAGAGACACCGUUAAUCCACUGCUGCAGAGGUGGUGUGGGAGCCCAGCUGUAACCAAAGCCCUGAAAGACAAAACCCAGACUGUCAGAUACCCCAGGAGAAGGAAUCGUUUGAUCGAUCUUCCUGAGGAUUACAGUGCUCUUCUCAAUCAGGCCAGCCAUUUUCAGUGUCCCAAGUCUACAGAUGACGAGAGGAAGCACCCAACCCUGUGCCUGUUUUGUGGGGCCAUGCUGUGCUCUCAGAGCACUUGCUGCGUCAGCCAGCUAGAUGGGGAAGAUGUGGGAGCGUGCACCGCCCACGCUGCUACCUGUGGUGCUGGUGUGGGAAUGUUCCUGAGGAUAAGAGAGUGUGAAGUUAUUCUGAUGGCCAGUAAGACUCGAGGAAGCACAUACCCUGCUCCUUACCUGGAUGAUUACGGGGAGACUGAUCCUCACCUUGGAAGGGGCAAUCCAUUGCACCUCUGCCCAGAGCGCUACAGGAAGCUGAACCAGCUGUGGCAGCAACACUGCAUCCUGGAAGAAAUAGCCCGCAGCCUGGAGGUGGUCAACGUGAUGUUUGCCUUCGAGUGGCAGACGUUGUGAGGAUUGCUCCAGCUGCGGUGGCCGGGAAAAAUAGAGCACAGCCAUUGAGCGCAAUCUGCUCCAGUGCUUCUGAGGCAUACACACAUGCGCACGCACACACACACACACACACACGCACACACACACACACACACAUUACAUAUUAACACAAGCAAAUAACCAUCCUACAAACAAAGGAGCAGCCGAUCCCUCCAUAAUAAAAGACCUGCUGGAGUCCAAAGAAGUUGGACAGUCACACGUUGCAGAGGAAGAAAAAAUGGAGGAAGAUGGAUUAUGUGCGAACCCAAGUCGCCUUGUUUUAAUUUGAUUGUCUGCUGUGAGAAUAAGUUUCUCCUCAAGUAAUCCUUAUUUGCAAAGAGGCUCAUUCAAAUAAAGACAAACAUCAGAUGCACACUGACAUGUUUCUGUUACCAGUUUCUGUAUUUGAUUUCAAUCCUGAGUGAUGCUGUGAAUUCUUUGCAUUCUCUUUUUUUGUGUUAGAAAUGAUUUGUCAUAAGUUAUAAUGUUGUCUCUCCAUUUGGAAAUGUGUUGGCUUGAUCAGAUAUCCUGUACAUUUUGGUUUUGCCCAUUACUUAUGUAGAUGGUUCAAAUAACGGAGCCGUGAGCUACUGUUACCUUUACGUACAUAUAGAACUUUGCUAUGGAUAAAACAUUUAUAGAAUAUAUUUUCAAAACUGAUUCUAUACUCAAGAAGUAUACAGUUGCCUGCUUCAAUGACUUCCUGAUAUAGAAGUUUUUCUGAAUAACAUACUCAGACAUAUUUUGAAAGUAUUAAUUUGUUCUCACCAACCUUAAAAAACAACUUAUGUGAAUAUGAGUUUAUGGGAUGCUCCAUUACAAAAAACAAAAUGUAUUAUCCCAAACUGACUUAGAAUGAUAAGAUAUUUACUGCUGUAAUAGGUCAACCUUUCAACGUGUUUAUUCACAUAAAAAUCAAAUUUAAGUUAAGAAACUAUUGCAAUAUUCUAUUUAAGACAAAAAAUUUAAAUUGUAUUGAAAUCUAAUGAUAUAUUUUCAGUUGCAUUCAUUUUUUUUUUUUUAUCAUUUUCAGGAAGAAAAAAAAAUGUGAAUAUCAUAUUUCUUUUUCCCUUUGUGUUGUUAGUCAGAACUACAUGAGACUUCCAGGUUGUGGGAAUAAAGACACAAGCUUAUCUACACAUGAACAGUUCCUGUGCCCUGAAUCAAUCAGAGUGCAAUAGUAUCACAAUCUCCACUAAGUAAAAAUAAAAAAAUAUGUAAACAUUUUCAAUGUCUUGUUCACAUACAAUAAAUGAAUGAGCCAUUCUUCACCAUUAA